UGGAGUAAAAAAAAAUCCCGCAAUCAUUGUAAGACGUCUUUUGUCUCUGUGCUCUCGUUUAAAGUAAGCAAAAUCAACGCGCAAGAGCAUCCAAUCGCCGCGGGAAACUGGGAAUGAACCAAUGGGCGAACCGCGAGGUUUAAUAUCAGGGAGGAGAGACGAGGAGGGGAGGGAGCCAAGUAGGCUUUAAUGCCAUUACACACAUCUGCUCUCACGCAUAGCCAGACACCAGCGGCGGGGCUUGCGCCAGGAGCGGGCUUGACCAAAGUGCAUCUCCACACCGCUGCGCAGUCCGCAUAGCGGCGUGCAUUCCACGGCCCUUGCGCGGUGCGUUUGGCCCCGAGGAGCUGUCGCCCUCCCGCGCUACCUUCUCCUCCCCGUGCGCUACAGUUUCUUCCUCGUGUGUCUCUCUCUCUCUCUCUCCCUCCGCCUGUCCACUUCUCUCGACAUGUGGCCCAGAGUCGGGCUGCUCGUCGCCUCGCUGGCAUGUGGGGCAUUCAGUUCAUGUCCCAGCAAGACCUUCACAGACGAUGGUGCAUGCUGCUUGGAGUGUCCGCUCGGCAUGGGAGUGGCGGAGCCGUGUCAGGGACACAACAACACUCAGUGCCAGCCCUGCUUUGACAGCGUGACGUUCUCAGCCACAGAGAGCCACGUGGAGGAGUGCGUGCCCUGCUCGCUGUGCCCCGCGCGGAUGCGCGUGCACGCGCCCUGCACCAGCACGGAGGACACGGUGUGCGAGUGCAGCAGCGGGCUGUUCGCGGACCCGCAGCAGGUUGGGGCGUGCGUCGAGUGCCGCGUGUGCCCGCCGGGCUUCGGCGUCGUCGUGCAGUGCUCCCCCGACGAGGACUCGUCGUGCGCGCCCUGCAUGUCCGGCUUCUACUCGGAGGAGAGCAGCGAUGUGGAGCCCUGCAUGCCGUGUUCAUCCUGCUCCGAGGACCAAGAGGUGCAGCAGGAGUGCACGAGCAGCGCGGACACCGUCUGCAUCGACAAAGAUCCAGAGCAAGGCGAUUCACUGCCGAGCAGCCAAGAUAUUUUUCCAAGUGACCACGACUACAUCCCGCAAGACCCCUUCCCGCAAGAUCCCUUUCCCGAAGACCCCAUUUCAGAAAAUCCAUUCCCAGAUGAGAACCCUCCUGACAAAGCCAAUGACGACGAGGAGGACGAGGAGGGGGACGAGGAGAAGGAACAGGAGGAAGGCUCCGAGGAGAGUGGUCACGCAGUCAAUGGGACAAACGGAACGCCGUCAAACAGCCAAGAGCCGCUGGGUGACCAUUCCCGCGACAUCAUCCCCGUCUACUGCUCCAUCAUGGCGGCUGUCGUGGUGGGCCUGGUGGCGUACGUUGUCUUUAAGAGGUGGCACAGCUGCAAGAACGUUCAGGGCAGCAAAGCGCGCGGCGAGUACAGCCAGGCGGCCGACGGGGAGAAGCAGCAUCAAGACAGCGGUGUGUUUGUCGACGUGCAGAACGCACAGGAGCAGCGGCAGCCUCAAUCUGCAGCAGGCAACGCGGCGGCAGGCACGAAGUGGCUGUACGACGCGCUGCCCCCCCACAAGCAGGAGGAGGUGGAGAGGCUGCUCCUGGGGGCGUCCGGCACGGGCGCCGACGAUGCCACCGACUGGAAGGCUCUGGCGGCCGCGCUGGGCUACGCCGAGGCCGAGAUUGCGGCGCUGUCCGAGGGCGAGCGACCGGCGCACGCGCUCCUCGCCGCGUGGUCUUCCCGCGAGGGAGCCAGCGAGGAGCUGCUGCUGGACGCGCUGGGGCGCCUGCAGCGCAGCGACGUCGUGGCCACGCUCCGCGCCGAGGCCAGCGCCGUGUCCGUCGUGUGAGGAUGGGGUUUGGGGGAGGCCAUUCGUUUCCGGUCCCGAUCCCACCUCCCCGUCCCCGUCCCGCUUUCCCGGCCGCCUCGUAGGUGGCACCCAAGGAGGGAGGUGGGGUGGAGGCUGGGGCGGCGCCGUACGGCUUCGGGGGGAAAUCGUCGGCGAGAUUUGUCGACCCAAGACGAGAGCCUUCGGGGCGUGGUGUGGCCACAGCUGGACUCAUGCCCCCAAUUGUGUGGUUGCUCCCCUACACAGCCCUGCAGUGAUCAAGUGAAGCUUUGCCCCCCACCCGCCCCUACCCUCCGCCACCAGGCCAACCACCAGAGAUGCGUGCAUUUAACGUCGCGUCUUUGCUUGAAGGAAACGUUUGUCUUCUGAGUGCGGUUGAAACCGAUUUCGUUUGCUACAUUCUCGAAUCUCAGCCUCUGUUUCAAAGAGAGGGAGAGAAAAAUAGUGAAAGAAAAAAAAAGUUCCUAAUACGUCACUGUUUCAUCAUCUACUGUAACCUUUCUCUUCUGCAUUGAGAUUAUAUCUUGUUCCCUAUUUGUUUUUUGUUUUCAUGCUCCCAAAUGUAUGUUGAACUUCGUUCGCACCCUGUGUAGCCAGGUGUGCUAAUCGGAGGUGCGAAAUUACACCCUUUAGAUACAUAAUGGCCAAUGUAGCUUCACGCAAAUAUUCGUUGUAAAUCUGUGAGGAUGAUUAUGAGAUAAAUGAGGUGAAAUGCAAGUGUUCUCUUAGGCUGCACAUACCCUAUAUCUCAUUAAGUCGUGUUAAUGAAUUCACAUUGCAUAGAAGGGAUAACAGUGCUAUGCAUUUGUAAAUACAAUUCCCACAAAUUUAGGGAAUACAAACUUUCAAUUUUAGACAGUUGCCAGGCUUGGGGUUAAAGUCUCAACUCCACGGCAAGUGUCACUGUCAAAGAAUUAUAAAAUAAACAAACAAAUGUAACCCCCAUCCUAACCCUCACCUGUUAUUAACCCAGUAAUUGCUUAUUAAUUACUCAGAACUAGCAUAGUUGCCCUUGAUCUCCGAAUGUUAAUUGUUAACCAGAAAACGCCACACACAUCUGUGUAAAUGUCUGCUCACUCUUAAUGCAGCCAAAUCCAUCUGCUUACUAUUAAGUCAACUAUUUUUUCUCACUGUUUUUGUAGUUAGAAUAAUAAUACAAAAAAUCCUAAAUGAUCGUUUUGUAUAUUUACCCUUCUUCAACAAUGCAUGGGAAAAUGGGGUAAGUUUCUUGUGAUGUCAGCUUAAAGCUAAAAACUAAGUGAUCAGGCAAUCUUUUCUUUUUUAAAUAACAAUUACAUGACCAAUCAAUGAGAACUGCAGAAAUUGUGCCGUUUGAGUGGUUCUCUGUGCAUGUUAAUGGGAAAGGGUGUCCGCAUGAUGAGGGUUGAACAUUUAUCGGGUGGCCACGACCUGCGAGAUCACUUGGAGGCUCUAGAGCCCAUUGGAUUACUGACAUCCGCGUCGCACGCUCGGCACGCCGUCUUGUCCGCAUUAUUGCGCUGCAUUCUGGCCCAACGAUGCUACCUUAAAUGUCGACGAACAAAUGUCAAUCGCCGCAUUCAUUUGCUAUUUUUUUAUGCUUCUGCUGGAAUACGCAAACAAAACGGCUUAACGUGUGUUGGGCGUUGUAUCCGUGCUUUCGCAUGCGCGCGUUGUAUGUACAUUUGUACGCAAAAAAACUUACAUUAUCAACGUUUUUUAAGAAAUGUAAAUUCCAAAAUGCUGUUUAUACUCAGCUAUUUUUUUCUGAAAUUGAAUAGUUCCAAAUGGCGUGUGUGUGUGAAGGUUCAUAGUGAAUGUUAUCUGUGAAGAGGCUCUGGGCUUUCUCCCUAUUUCAUGGUUGAUGAGGAUGAAAUGACAAUUGAAUGCUGCAUUAUAUAUGGGGAAA
Petromyzon marinus (sea lamprey) is the source of this 3713-nucleotide messenger RNA. RefSeq names its product tumor necrosis factor receptor superfamily member 16-like. Lineage: Eukaryota; Metazoa; Chordata; Hyperoartia; Petromyzontiformes; Petromyzontidae. Gene Ontology annotation, cellular component: plasma membrane; cell surface. Gene Ontology annotation, biological process: Rho protein signal transduction. Gene Ontology annotation, molecular function: nerve growth factor binding; death receptor activity; coreceptor activity. The record is from RefSeq and is a predicted model, not a curated record.